Messenger RNA from Anoplopoma fimbria (sablefish), 2656 nucleotides. RefSeq names its product proteoglycan 4. The record is from RefSeq and is a predicted model, not a curated record. The transcript is spliced from 2 exons. Lineage: Eukaryota; Metazoa; Chordata; Actinopteri; Perciformes; Anoplopomatidae. The coding region runs from base 167 to 2089 and encodes 640 amino acids.
UGUGAGGAGGCACUCCUCAGUUACUACACAGUCCCAGACUGCACCUCGGAGGCAGGGGCGGAAUCUGCAGCUGUCUCUCCAAAAGGUUUACCUUCAUUAUCACAUCCAGCCGGAGCCUGGGAAAGAAGCCUAACUGAUCACUCUCGGAAAAAAUACAGGAGACAUCAUGGGAGGCAAACUGAGCAAGAAGAGGAAAGGAUAUGAUGUGAGCGAUCCAAAAGAGACGAAGGAUGACACCACAGCGACUGCUGCUGGUGCAGAGGAGGACAAAGCCCCGCCCACAGAAGCUAAGGUGACAACUGAGGCAGGCAUUGUGGUAGAGGAAGCUGUGGGAUCAGCUGUGGCAGCAGUAAUUGAAGCUACACAGGCUCCUGCAGAGCCUAAAUCUGCACCUCCAGAAGAACCAGCUCCUGCAGCUCCGGAGGAGGCAGUUCCUGCUGUAAAAGAACCAGCUGCUGCAGUAGAAGAACCAGCUGCUGCAGUUCCUGAGACAGCAGCUCCUGCAGUAGAAGAACCAGCUCCUGCAGUUCCUGAGACUGCAGCUCCUGCAGUAGAAGAACCAGCUCCUGCAGUUCCUGAGACGGCAGCUCCUGCAAUAGAAGAACCAGCUCCUGCAGUUCCUGAGACGGCAGCUCCUGCAGUAGAAGAACCAGCUCCUGCAAUAGAGGAACCAGCUCCUGCAGUUCCUGAGACGGCAGCUCCUGCAGUAGAAGAACCAGCUCCUGCAAUAGAAGAACCAGCUCCUGCAGUAGAAGAAUCAGCUCCUGUAGAAGAAAAGGCAGCUGCAGUAGCACCAGAAUCAGCUCCUGCAGUAGAAGAACCAGCUCCUCCAGCAGAAGAACCAGCUCUUGUAGAAGAGAAAGCAGCUCCAGUAGCACAAGAACUAGCUGCAGCAUUCGAGGAGCCAGCUCCAGCAGUAGAGAAACUUGUUAUAGCAACAGAGGAACCAGUUGCAGCAGCAGUGGAGUCAGCCUCAGUAGUAGAGGAACAGGCCCCAGUAGAGCUCCCAGAGGCUACAGCAGCAGCAGCAGAGGAACCUGUGCCAAGUAAGGUUGAGUCUAAAGCUGCACCUGAAGUGCUCCUUGUAGAAGAGCCUGCUUCAGCAAUAGAAUAUGUGCCAGAGCCAGAGGUUGUUCCCAUCAGCACAGAGGAUGCACCAAGGUACCAAGAGCCAGAGCCUAUCCCAGAGAAUGUUACUGAGCCAAAAGCCACUUUGGAGGAGACAGUGGUCCCUGCUGCUGUCCCUGAACCCGAGCCAGUGGCUGAGCCAGCUGCAGAGCCAAUGCUGGAGCAAGCCCCAGAACCAGAGCAGGCAGCACAGCUUGAGUCAGAGCCAGAACAAGAAUCAGUGAAAGCACCCGAGCCAGAACCUGAACCAGAGCAAGCACCAGAGCCGGAGCUUGAACUAUUACCAGAGCCAGAACCAGAGCAAGUACUACAGUCAGAGCCUGAGCAAGUGGCCAAUGCAGUGGAAUCUGCAGCAAAGGAACAAGUAGAAGAAGUUGAGCCGGAACCAACGGUGGCCACGUCUGAGGUUACUGAAAUUGAGAAUGCGGAAGCAGAAUCAGCUGAGGUCUUGGAGACUGCAGCAGAGAAGGUCCCUACUGCAUAUCAGCCUGUAGAAGAGGAGUUAGUUGCAACAGAAGCCCCCAGCACUGAGGCAGCAGCACCUGAGCCAGUAGCAGCAGAACCUGUCCCUGAGAUUGUCAUCUCAGAGUCCGUCUCUGCCAAUGAAAUUACGGCUGAGUCCGAAGAGGUAGCCGAGGCCUCUGUGGAAGAGAUGCCUUGCCCAGAGCCUGAGGUAGAACGCAAGAUGGAAAAUGGAGAUAUAGAGAGCCCUUCUGGUGCAAAGGAUGUGGCAGAGAUAGAUGCACUUCCAGCUGUGAAUGGAGAUUGCACAUAUUCCGCUGCCACACAGAUAGAGGAAUGUGUUAAUGGUAGUGAAAUGCCAGAGGUGAUGCCUAUCAAGGAGCAGAGUGACUUUGAACUGAAAAAGGAGGUGAACCUGAGCGGGGCUGUCCAGGAAGUUCCCGAUGCAAUCUCUGACAUGGCAGAGGGUCUCUGCACUGAGAUCACCCAGGCAGUCUGAAAAAGAAGCCAUCUUUCAAAUCAAUGUGAAUUCAGUUUAAUCCUCCGAUGGUGCAAGAAAGCCAUCAAGGUAUCACAAACACAGCUAGGCUUUCUGAAAUGCUGUAACCACUGCAAUGUCUAAAGUGGUCACUCAGGCAAAAGGAAGUUUUCUUUUGAGAAACCAAAAAUGAAAUGCAACCACUUCAAGAUAGAAAGAGACAGAGAGAGAUAAAUAGGAAGAGAGAUGGAAGUGCAGAGAGGAGACUUGAGUUUGGAAUUGGAGGGUGAGCUCAGACAGAGAGUAAAAAUUUGGGGCAGCAGAGCAAAAACUAUUGGGCAGUAGAUAUGAUAUUAAUGAAUGGAAUGAAUAAAUCUGUCUUUGUGUGACCGCCCAAUGAAUAUUACAGAGUGGUUUAUUGGAACAGCAUUCAUUACUAGUAUAUUAUCUGAUUUAGAAUGUCAUAUAUCCUUUCUAUUACUGUAUGCAGAGACAUGACAUAAACGUUUGGCCUUUUAUAAUAAUGGUACCUGUGAGGACUGUUCAUUUAAAUUGAUUGUUCGGAAUAGAGAAUAAAAAGAGAUUGUU